ACCCCAGAUCCCUCUUGUCCCUGUUCGAUCCCACCGUCUUCUUCUUUUGUAUAUUCAAUCUCUGUAAAUAUCAUUCACUCAUAGUUUUUACUUAUAUAGAUCCAAUCCACACAUUCUAUUGUACAUCACGAUUGUGAAAUGAUGCAACUCAAAACCCUAACCCUAGAUCCACCACCUGGGCUGAUCUUCCCGUGCCUCAACCCUCCAAACAAGACCCUCAAAUUUCACCGAUUCCUAGUACUUAUUCUGACCUUCACCGCCUACGCGGCCUUCCAUGCCUCUCGUAAACCCCCCAGCAUUGUUAAAUCUGUGCUCACCUCUCCCACCCCCGAAUUCCUCAAUGCCACCAUAAGCAAUGGUACCACGGCAUCAAAUUCUGAUAAGGGUUCAUUUCAGUUCUCCAGAAAUCCACUUCAGAACGACACAGGAUGGGCACCGUUCAAUGGACCUGAUGGACCUCACCGUCUUGGGGAGCUUGAUCUCUCGUUUCUAUUGGCCUAUUCCAUCGGCAUGUAUUUCUCUGGCCACAUAGGUGAUACCAUUGAUUUGAGGAUUUUCUUGACAAUCGGGAUGCUGGGUAGUGGCAUUUUUGUAAUAUUUUUUGGGUUGGGGUAUUUUCUUGAUUUGCAUUCUCUCUGGUUUUAUGUUACCAUACAGGUUCUGUGUGGGUUGUUUCAGUCUGUGGGGUGGCCUUGCGUGGUGGCAGUGGUGGGCAACUGGUUUGGGAAGGCGAAACGAGGGUUGAUCAUGGGGGUAUGGAAUUCUCAUACCUCCGUGGGAAACAUCAUGGGGUCUCUAAUUGCUUCCUCGGUAUUGGGGUUUGGAUGGGGAUGGUCCUUUAUGCUGCCUGGUAUUUUCAUUGUGAUGGUGGCUUUUCUUAUUUACUUGUUUCUUGUCGUGAAUCCAGAAAACAUUGGGUUUGAGUUAUCAGGGGAGGAGGUUGAGAUGAGUGUUGAAGGAGUGGCUCUAGUGGAUUCAGAAAUAAAUGAUACAGAGGAAUCAAUGGAAUAUGAGGAUGUGGAGAGUUCAGUUGCCAUAGGAUUCCUUGAGGCAUGGAGGUUACCUGACGUGGCAUCUUUUGCAUUCUGCUUGUUCUUCUCUAAGCUCGUGGCAUAUACAUUUUUAUAUUGGCUGCCGUUCUACAUAAGACAUACUGCUGUUGCAGGUGUGCAUCUGUCACAUAAAACUGCUGGGAUCCUCUCAACAAUUUUCGAUAUUGGAGGAGUCUUCGGUGGGAUUUUGGCAGGAUUCAUAUCCGAUAUGAUUGAUGCUCGAGCUGUCACUUCAGUUAUAUUUUUGUUUCUCUCAAUUCCAGCUCUUCUUUUGUAUCGAAUAUAUGGCAGUGUGUCAAUGUUCGUCAAUAUUGCAUUAAUGUUUGCUUCUGGUUUACUGGUAAAUGGACCGUAUUCCCUAAUUACCACAGCAGUUGCAACUGAUCUUGGUACAAAAACCUUGAUAAAAGGAAAUUCUCGUGCAUUAGCUACUGUCACUGCAAUUAUAGAUGGUACUGGUUCUGUAGGUGCUGCUCUUGGACCUCUUUUGGUUGGAUAUAUUUCUACUAGAGGAUGGAACAGUGUAUUUUUCAUGCUUAUUAUUUCAAUAUCCUUUGCGGGGUUCCUGUUGAUUCAUGUUGUGAAAAAGGAGGUUAAAGAAAAGCUGAAUGAUGGAAAAUGGCUUUGGUGCAGCAUACUCACCCAUUAAUAAUGGACUUCGUCAAGACCUUUUUGCUCACACAUUUACAUCUUGUUAUAGAACGACUUUUUCGUUGCUGAUAGGAUAAAAAUGGAUGAUCCAUGAGAGAUAAAAAUUCCGCUGCUGCUAUUUUUUACUAUUAGGAAGAGUAUUAGUCUAUACAUCAAACUGGAACUUGUCUGGGUUCCAUCCUCACAUGUAUUAUUAUUAUUUUUUUUUUUUUUUGUCAUAUUAGGAAAUCAUUUUGUAUACUAGCUUGCAGGAGAUAGGUCGGAAACAUUUAUUUCAGCACAAUUCACCUUUUCUACUGCUAUUUUUCAUUUACUAUUUGUACUUCAUUGAGCUUGUAGCUUGUAUUGAUUGAGCCUGUUGUAAAAUCUAGAAUACACAUAAAUCAUUUUUUCCUUUUAGAUGCCAUAUCCCAUGCCUGCCUUGGUUUAUAUUCGUAUUUCUUAUUUUAUAUGUUCUAGUGUGGCCAUACAUCGAUAUUGACUUCCUCAUUUCAGCAUCAUUCAUGUUAUACAUUUUAUUGAAUAAAGACAUUGCCAUUUUUAAUAUGUCGUUUCUUACAUUUCUUUUGUUGGAUCUGAUAUUACUUUUGCUGUCGUACUGUUGGUAUUUAAAAGUGUACUACAUAAUUUUUUGGAAUUUGAGAAAAAUAUUUAUGUCUUAAUUAAGCUGAAAGCUUUGUAUGGAUUUAAUUUGAGUUCUUCAUCCAUGACUAGUUCGAUAGGUUCUGUUAGUUUGUUUCCUUCCCUUUCAGCAUAAAUUUGGCUUUAGUGCAUUCAUGGGAGAAGGAGCUUCAAAAGCUGAAGUGUGAAUACAGUUGCUUAUUUGUAUUAAGUUGUUAAGGUGUAUAUUUCUCAGUUCAUUGGUUUCUGCAGUUGCUAGAGGUCUUUUUAUUUCCUUUUUCUUUUAAUUAGCUUCAAUUAUUUUUGGGGUUCGGAACCGAGAGGUCAACGGACAUAUCUGCAGUUGUAACUGUUUUGGAUCAUUUGGUUCCAAGUACAUUCAGGAGUUGGAAUUUUAUCAGUUAAAGCGGAAGGGAUUGAUACCAAUGGGUUCGGGCAGUGGCAGGCCAAGUAAUAACCCAACUCCUCGGGUGGGGUCCACCAUCAAAGCACCCUCUCCUCUGUCUUCAACUCCAGAGUCUCUUCUUCCUCCCACUCCCACAAUGAGGAACAUAGACUGGUCCCUGAAAUUGCACUCCAUCCAUCACCCACGAAGUUACCAUUGCUUGGGAAGCCUACGUGGACAGAUGGAAUCCAAUGUGGCAUGUUAACGGAGUUAAAUUGUCAAAUAAGCACUGCUUGACUGCCAUGUCGAAAAUGGUUAAUUGUUUCAAUACACAUUGAACAUUGCCCGUAGCCAUACUUUGCUCACUUCAGAUUGCUUUCUUUCAAAUGGUCACUAAACAUGUACAAGGUGUACUCCAUCCAUCUGCUACGAAGUUACCGUUGCCUUAUUUUCGAUUCACAACCUUGUAGGACAUAGCAAGUAUCUGAUACCUCAUCAGAGGGAGUUUCAUAACAGGAGUAUAAUGCCUUAACGUCUUUAUUCUGUAUAUUUUUUGGGAGAUUAUGUAUGGUAGAUGUACCAGUUUGAAUCAUGUUGACAUGAUUAAUUUUCUUUAAAUUAAGAUGAUUUUAAAGGUGGUCGUUGGCUACAAUGAAGUCACACGUUUGGUUCA
Molecule: messenger RNA, 3382 nt
Organism: Olea europaea var. sylvestris
Lineage: Eukaryota; Viridiplantae; Streptophyta; Magnoliopsida; Lamiales; Oleaceae
Product: putative glycerol-3-phosphate transporter 5
Exons: 3
Coding region: 139-1701 (520 amino acids)
Biological process (GO): phosphate ion homeostasis; transmembrane transport
Cellular component (GO): membrane
Molecular function (GO): transmembrane transporter activity
Source: RefSeq, a predicted model, not a curated record